Molecule: messenger RNA, 351 nt
Organism: Aspergillus bombycis
Lineage: Eukaryota; Fungi; Ascomycota; Eurotiomycetes; Eurotiales; Aspergillaceae
Exons: 1
Coding region: 1-351 (116 amino acids)
Source: RefSeq, a predicted model, not a curated record
AUGUCCUCAGACGCUGCCUCAGUCUCGGGCCGCUACAAACUCGUUUUCUUCGUCCCACAUUCCCAUCUCGAUGCAUGUAAAGAGGCCAUCUUUGAGACCGGGGCAGGGACCUUCCCGGGCGGCAAAUACACCAAGUGCUGCUUCCAGAUGCCGGGUCAAGGUCAAUUCCUGCCGUCUGAUGAGGCUAAUCCUGCGAUCGGAGCUGCAGGAGCACUAGAGACGGUGGAGGAGAUGAAGGUCGAAGUGAUGUGUUUCGGUCGGACCAUCAUGUUGCAGGCGGUGGAUGUGCUGAUCAAGGCGCAUCCGUAUGAGGAGGUCGCUUAUGAGGUCUAUAAACUUGAGGAUGUGUGA